AUGUUCUUCGAUUUGAAUAUCCCGUACAGCUCAGAUGAUCCUGAAGUGCCGCAUACCUUGAACUUCCUCGCGGAACUUGGUUACACCACCGUCGCUUUGUCCCAAACCGUCACCGGCAAGCUUCCUCCGAGCCUCCUGCCCCCUCCCCUUCCGCCAAAUUCGCCAAAGUCUCUCCAGCUUCUGACUCGCCUGAACCUGACGCUGUCCGAUCCCGCACAGAACCAGCGUCUAAACAGCCUAUCCCAAGCUUAUGAUUUGGUUGCUCUGCGUCCAACCAAUGAAAAGGCAUUGCUCAAUGCCUGUACAAAUUUGGAGUGCGAUGUGAUCUCGCUUGACCUCUCUGUGCGACUUCCAUUCCAUUUCAAAUUCAAAAUGUUGUCGGCUGCGAUAUCACGUGGCAUUCGGCUUGAGAUAUGCUACGGGCCUGGAGUCACAGGGAGUGGUCUGGAUGCCCGUCGAAAUCUGAUUGGCAAUACCAUGUCAUUGAUUCGAGCUACACGGGGUCGCGGUAUUAUUGUGUCAAGUGAGGCCCGGAGAGCGCUGAGCUUGCGAGCUCCAUGGGAUGUGAUCAAUCUGGCCUGCGUUUGGGGAUUGUCACAGGAACGAGGCAAGGAGGCAAUUUGUGAAGAGGCAAGGAAGGUGGUUGCAUUGGCCAAAUUGAAGCGUACUAGCUGGCGUGGGAUUGUUGAUAUCGUUCAUGGCGGAGACAAACCCACUGCCGAAAAACCUGCAGCCAAACAAAAAAAGCAGGAGAAAUCAGCCACAUUGGCACAGCCUGAAACCACCAACGAUACUUUGAAACGAAAAGCAUCGCUAGGCUCAGAGACAAUCACCGAGGAGACCGAGAAACCGCUGUCGAAGAGGGAAAUGAAACGGCGAGCCAAAAAGGCUCGAUUUGAUUCUCGCAACGAAGAUGCAAGCUGA
Molecule: messenger RNA, 924 nt
Organism: Penicillium macrosclerotiorum
Lineage: Eukaryota; Fungi; Ascomycota; Eurotiomycetes; Eurotiales; Aspergillaceae
Product: ribonuclease P subunit p30 family protein
Exons: 2
Coding region: 1-924 (307 amino acids)
Biological process (GO): tRNA processing
Cellular component (GO): nucleolar ribonuclease P complex
Molecular function (GO): RNA binding
Source: RefSeq, a predicted model, not a curated record